AUGGCGUCGGCCAGAAUCCCGCCUUUGCUGGAGCCGUACCUGCGGCUGCCGCCCGAGGCGGCUCUUGUGGUUCUGACCAGCGUGCUGGGGUGCAGCGCAAACUGGCUCGUCUUGCGCUGGGCAUAUGGCCUGCUGAGCGGGCGGCAGCAGAGCGGGCGGCAGCAGAAGGGGCAAGCUGCGGACGACGGAGAGGGCGACGGCGAUGCUGCCGUGGUUCUGUGCAGUUUCCUGCAAGACGGGGCGUUUUGGAGGGAGGGGUUGAGCAGCUUGGGCCUCGACCUGGAUAACCUGCAAGCCGCCAAGCGCUUCUCCUUUGUGGACGGCCUGACGGGCCUCUACGCCCCGGAUCCGGAUCCGGAACCCGCCACCGGCGCGGGCAGGCACCACGUCCUGCUGAGCAGCACCGUGGACCACGUGGCCAGGACGCUGGAAGCCGCCAUCGCCGAGGUGUCCGGCGGCGGGCGGCGGGUCGUCCUGGUCAUGGACCACAUGGACGCGUGGCUGGCCACCGCGGACGAGUCGGCCUCGGACGUGGCCGCCAUGCUGGCCGCGCUGAGGGAGAGAGUCCACGCCGCGGUUGUGACGGUGGCGGCUGACGAGGCCCUCGUGCAGGCGCAGAACACGACGCUGGAGAAGGAGCACGCGGCGCUUGUCUUGUCGCUGGCCCACGAGGCGCACCUGGUCGUGGGGCUGAGGAGGCUGGAUACAGGGACGUCGGGGGACGUCAGCGGCGUGGUGAGGAUGACGGGCGGAGGGAGGCGGGCGGGCAGGCUCGAGGACGCCGAGUAUCUGUAUCGGUUCUCGGGGGAUGGGGGGGUGAAGGUGUUUGAGAGGGGAGCCUGA
This is a messenger RNA of Ustilaginoidea virens, 843 nucleotides long. RefSeq lists its product as uncharacterized. The coding region runs from base 1 to 843 and encodes 280 amino acids. The transcript is spliced from 3 exons. The record is from RefSeq and is a predicted model, not a curated record. NCBI's taxonomy places the organism in Eukaryota, Fungi, Ascomycota, Sordariomycetes, Hypocreales, Clavicipitaceae. Gene Ontology annotation, biological process: tRNA wobble uridine modification. Gene Ontology annotation, cellular component: elongator holoenzyme complex.